Molecule: messenger RNA, 1281 nt
Organism: Boeremia exigua
Lineage: Eukaryota; Fungi; Ascomycota; Dothideomycetes; Pleosporales; Didymellaceae
Exons: 5
Coding region: 1-1281 (426 amino acids)
Source: RefSeq, a predicted model, not a curated record
AUGCUGGCUCACACGCAGCGGCGACACUGGGCUGUGGACUGUGGACUGUGGACUCACAGCUGGCACCGCUGGCACGCUCAGCACACGGCCGUGGGUGGUCGUCUGAGCGCUGCUUGCAACACGCACAGCCAGAGACAGGGACGGCAGGCGCGCAGUCGCCGGCCCCGGCUGCGACUGCGACCGCGAGUGCUGCAGCUGCAGUUGGUGAGCGCUGGCGGCCGGCCGUGUUUGAACCACACGCCGCGAGCACCCAUGGUGGAUCGUCGCAAUCAACACGGCCGCGCGCGGGCGGCCAGCUGGGCCAGAGGCCGUGGUCAAUGCAGACACUGGCCGCUCUCGAAUCUGGCACUGCUGCAAGCGCUGCAAGUGUGCAAGUCAAGUGCCCGCCAGGGCUCGCCGCGCCUCGCCGCCAUGGACUGGAUUGCUCACGGCCGGCGACCGCCAUCUGACCCGCAGCACAUCCACAUCCCCGUCGUCGUCCAAGAGUCACGGCCUGCGAGGUGGUGCUCUGGCGCUAGCCCGGAGCGUCGCUCGUCCAGGACGCCCCAAGGAGCCCCAGCACCAGUGCUGCGCCGCUGCGACCGGCGCGCAGCCUCAGCGAGCACCGCGCGCGCCUAUUGGCCGGCUCGCCCGCGCAAAGCAGGCGAUACCUCAGCCAGCAUUCAUUCGACACCACCGCUGCCGUUGCAGGCGGCUGGCCCACUGCACACGAAAGACUGCUCACAGCCGGCCUUCGUCUGCCACCGUCCGUGGGACACCAUCAGUCCAGAAACGAUAGCGCUGGCGGCCUCGUCAAUUCGCUGCCCAUCAGAGGGCGCUGCGAAGAGCGUGAGCACUGAGAUCCCUUACGCUUGCAUCACGGCCUGCUGCACCGGCCAACGCGGGCGACACGAGAUGAUGAGGACACCUCCCUGCCAGCCCCAGCCACGCCCACUUGUCCAUCGCCGCGGUAACUUUGCCAGUGCGAGCAGCCCUCAAGUGCAAGUGCAAGUGCAAGUGCAAGUGCCAAUCCACCACUGCUCCUCGGACAGCGUCGUGCAGCUCAUGAUGAUGUGCCCACACGCGUCCCAGACACGGCGCGAGAUCGCUGCUGCGUCCAUCGAUGGCUGUCAGACACCCUCACCCAUGCCGUGCUUGGCCGCUGCCCUACUCGCCCACUCGCCCUGCUGCACGCGGUGCACAGCUGUUCGCAAGACGACGCUGAGCCCGCCGCGAAUCUGCGGUGCUGCCGCCAUCGGUAUCAGAAGCAGCGAUACGAGCAUCGAGCCGCCAAACCGCUAG